AUGAAACCACCAACUUCAACAGGUUUCAGUCCACCACUACCCCAACAACCCAAAUCUCAAAUAAAUCCAAAUCAAAUUAAACCAAAGUCAUCAUCAGCACCUGUUGCUCCAAUUUCCUCCAAACUUCCCUCUCAAACGCCCUUUAAACCAAUCUUUGGCGCACGGAUUAGCUCUUCCGCUGCUACUGCAGCUCCUAAGCCUUUUAAAGAAAGUCCCAAACCGCCAGCUUCACCGGUGUACAUAAAACCAAAAACUGUAAAAUCAUCAUCCUCAAGUCCACAAUUACGUCCACGACCUUCACCAUUUGUCUACAGUGCUCCAAUCGGUCCUAGGACAACUAGUUCUACAAAAGCAACAACAAAAACGCCCACAACUUCCACAACUUCAACAACGACAACAGUUAAACCUUCUUCUUCACCAAAUAAAAAAUUAAACAGCACAACUUCCGCUCCGGAAGACGACGAAUUCGACGUCGACUACAUCGACAACGCCGAUGAGCGGCUGAAGGGCGUCACCCACCUAAAUCUCACCAAUGAGGACCUCUGGCACGGGGAGAGUCAGGCGAUGACCACCGUUCUCAAGGUGCAUGAAGCUGGACAAAAUAAUAGUAAUAAUAAUAAUAAAUCUGCGACACUUCCGGCAAGGUCAAAGAUUCUGGCAAAUGAAACACACCUGCUCACCUCCGCCUCUGAACAACAACAGCAGGCAACGGCGCUGCCUGGAACGCGUGAGCUAGGCCUCGAUCUAAACAACUUUCAGUCUAAAG
Rhagoletis zephyria (snowberry fruit fly) is the source of this 766-nucleotide messenger RNA. The record is from RefSeq and is a predicted model, not a curated record. Lineage: Eukaryota; Metazoa; Arthropoda; Insecta; Diptera; Tephritidae.